This is a messenger RNA of Aethina tumida (small hive beetle), 1796 nucleotides long. Its product is annotated as N-acetylgalactosaminyltransferase 7-like. Lineage: Eukaryota; Metazoa; Arthropoda; Insecta; Coleoptera; Nitidulidae. Bases 112 to 1197 code for a protein of 361 amino acids. Gene Ontology annotation, cellular component: Golgi apparatus. The transcript is spliced from 4 exons. The record is from RefSeq and is a predicted model, not a curated record.
UGCUCCUUAAAAACUGCAUUUUAUUAUUGCUGCUGUCCAAGAUCAAAAACACGACUUGUCCUGAGACUUAUAAUCCUAUCCUGCCUAAUUUACAUUUAUUAUCGGUAUCGAAUGAAGGAAAAGAUGUCCAAAUGUAUAUUCGUCGGUCACGUUCCAAUGGGCGUCAAAGAAAAUAUUUACGAGCCAGAGAACAUUCAAUCGGAGAACAGUGAGUGCGCUGUAAAAAACAUUUCGACGAACAAUCCUCGAGUAGUACUGGAGCAGUGCUCCAAUGCUCUUGGGCUAAACAGAUCAAUACCAGACUCCAGACUGGAGGAGUGCAAAUUUUGGCAAUAUCCUGAAAAGCUGCCGCUCACCACAGUGGUCAUAGUGUAUCAUAACGAAGUGACAAGCGUUCUACUCCGCACCAUCAACUCGGUGUACACCAGAAGUCCUAAAAAUAUUCUGGAAAUAUUGGUCAUUGAUGAUGCCAGCACGACCGUGAACAACACGCAAGUGCAGGAACUGAUGAACUCGUUCGGAGAUACUGGAAGACUGAUUAGAAACGAGAAACAAAUGGGUAUUACAAAAUGCCGAAAUAAAGCUGGAGAAUGGGCGGUUGGAGACGUCGUAGUGUUUCUGAUUUCUAACUGCGAGGUGGGCUACAAUUGGUUGCCGCCGCUGAUCGUUCCCAUACAAAUUUCGUGGAAGUUGGUCCUCGUCCCUGAGUUCGAUACAAUCGAUUACAAAUCAUUGAGGUACUUGUCCAACAAGGAUGCCUGUUCCCGAGAACACUUUUCGACAAAUUUUACCAUAAGAAACGAACCUUGUCCGAAAAGUGAGUUGUGGUGUAGAAAGCAUCUGACGCAGCCUUACACAAAUACAAUUUUCGGGGACGUUUUUGCAAUUAACAAAGCCAAAUUCGAAGGACUCGGAUACUUGGAUGAAAAAAUUAUGACGUCAAGUUUAUCUUAUUUGGACUUCAGUUUGAGAUGGUGGCGACGUGAUAAUUUUAUUCACAAAUCACCGUGCUCAAGAGUCGGUCGUAUUGUUUUACCUCGUCAAAACAAAAAGGACGAACUGAAAAUAUUCAAGUCUCUAAUGGAUAGGAAAAAGGAUAAUAAUAGUAGGCAGUCUGACAGGAUAUCUAAUUUACAAGGAACGAGUAAAUUAUUUGGAAACAAUGAAACAAUCAGCCAACAAUACAUCAACAGCUGAUAAUAACUAAAAAUAAUUCAACUUAAGACGACCUAGAGAAUCCCAAAUAUUUAUAAAUGCACGUAAAAAAAUCAUCAAAAAAUUAUCACUAGAAGAAAUGACACAGAAACACAGCGUGAAGGAGUAGUAGAACCUUGAGCGUUACAGGUGUUUAUCUUAGCCGAAAUACCUUAGCCGCAUAAUUAUUGUCAUUAUUAAAUCUGAAUGGGUUCGCCUAUGCAAAUCUUAUUAAACUUAAAUUUUACGCAAUCGGAACCACACUUCGUUGUGCAAUACGCACGAAUGUAAAUUGGAUUUCACGACGAUUCAUCAGACGAACCCGCAAUUUAUUCAAAGCAAUAAUCCACUUUCAAUCUGACGCAUGUACUUUUUUUCAGUUUCGUGUGUAACACGGAUUCGUGUUCGAAUUAUCAACCAUGUGUUUUGAACACAUGUUUCCGGCUUAUUCUGAAAUUCAAAUUAAUUUUGACAAUAUUUUGCACGGCGUUUAUUUAAAAUAGUAUUGUUAUGUAAACAAUUCGCAAAGGUUAGCUUUGCAACCGAUUAUAUAACACUACUCCUACAUAUUUUGCAUAAUAUAUACUAUACGAUCUCAGCAA